AACUGUCAUCUUUAUAAUCUGUGUACAAACCUAGGUUAGAAUUUAAAAAAAUGGAUAAACCUAGGCCCUGCGGUUGUAAAGGAUGUCGUACGUGUUUAAUAUGUGAAAAAGAUUACGGAAUACAAAAACAAAUACCUCUUGACAUGGAAAAUGGCAUGUAUAUAUAUUGCCCUUUUUGUAACAAAGCAUACCCAGGCUGGAAUAUAGAAGACUACAAUUCGCACCCCAAUCACAGUGGAGAUGCUAUAGAAUAUCCUGGGAUCUACAUAGAUUUGAAUUUUUUAAGUGAUGACGAAGAAAAAGUGUUAAUUAAUGGGGUGGACUCCAUGCCCUGGGAUUUAUCACAGAGUGGCAGAAGAAAACAGAAUUUUGGACCUAAAUGUAAUUUUAAGAAGAAAAAAUUAAGAUUAGGUGACUUUCAAGGGUUUCCGAGAUUCUCGGAGUUUGUACAAAAGAAAUUUAGCGAUCAUCGUGUGCUGAAAAACUUUCAAACAAUUGAACAAUGUUCGUUGGAGUAUACCCCUGAAAGAGGCGCUUCAAUUGACCCUCAUAUUGAUGAUUGCUGGAUUUGGGGGGAGAGAAUUGUGACCGUUAACUUAAUAUCGGACUCGGUAUUAACCAUGACUUACAAUGAUAAACCCAAAAGGUACAAUUUAGAUUGUGUUAGCAAAUAUCCAUCUGUGUUAACAGAAACUGGAGAUAUCAACAACUCCGGUCAUUCAUAUACUGUAAAACCCUUAAUGAACAGUGAUAAACAUCCUGUGGUAAGAAUACCGAUGCCUAAAAAAUCUUUAUUGGUUAUGUUUGGUGCAGCCAGGUACGAUUGGGAGCAUCAAAUUUUAAGAGACGAUGUUAAAGAACGAAGGGUUUGUCUGGCUUACAGAGAGUUUACACCCCCCUAUUUGGUUGAGGGUAAAGAGGAUGUUGCUAAACAAAUUUUGUUAAAGGCUCAAGAGUUUUGGGAUUAUAAAAGGGUGGAAAUGUGAAUAAAAAUUUUAAAUCAAAAUAUAUUUUAUUUAUUUUUAUUAUUUAUUUGUAUUAUUAACUUGUUUUGGCACGGUAGGGAAAAAUUUUUGUCACGCGUUAAAUUAAUUGUUGACCUAAAAAUUAGAACAACCUAAUUGUUAUUAAAUAACAGUUAUUUUUUCUUUAUAAUCUGUGAGUUAUUU
Molecule: messenger RNA, 1169 nt
Organism: Brassicogethes aeneus
Lineage: Eukaryota; Metazoa; Arthropoda; Insecta; Coleoptera; Nitidulidae
Source: the annotation of a GenBank genome assembly